UUGAUAUGUAGGAGAGAGAAAGUGAUUUUGAAUUUUUUUUUUCAAAAAAUUUGAACCAAACAAAAUUUUAAAAUUUUCUCAAAAAUUAUAUCUUGAUACAAACCAGACAAACCUUGAUUUUCUAUAGCAUAAUGCUUUGUAGCUCGAAAAACAAAGGCUCGAAUGGCCCAAAAUCUUACUUAUAUUCUCUCUCCUCGCUAUCUCGUGCUCUAUCCUUCUCAGACUCCAAACCAUCUCUGUCUCCUGAUCCCAAGUCACUCUCUACUCAUACAGUAACGAUGACGCCAAAAUCCUCUCAUCCCAAAUCCCUCUCAUCCCUAUGCCGAAAUCCUCUCAUCUUUGUUAAACCUCCAUCUGUACUCAAACACAAAUGACGAACGCCGAAAAAAACUCCUCACCUACCAAUGCGAUGCUUCUUAUACGCUAACAACGCCGGAAACUCGUCAUUACGUAUCAAAAGAAAACGAAUCUGAGAUUAAAAAAUGGCUUCAUCUUCUACUAAUAAUAACAACAUAAGAUUAAAACCAAGAUUAUGUGAUUGUGGAAGAACAACUAUACGAACUAAUGAGAAUGAAAAUCAAAGGCGUUUGUUUUUUGUUUGCCCAUCAAAAUAUAAUACUAAGGAACACUACAAUUACUUCAAGUUCUUCGAUGAUGAUGACGACGACAUUACCUCCACAAUCUGUUCCAAUGCUGGACCUCAGACAACUAUAAGAACAAAAGAAUAUAACGAUCUAAGGAGAAUGCUUGGUGAGAUGGACAAUGAAAUUCUUGAGCAUGGGUAUAAGGCUUCAAAGGCUAGAGCAGAAUUUCAAGGCAAUGACUUGUGUCAUUGUAUUUUGUGUCUUGUUGUACUUUAUCAUCUAAAUGACUCAGUUGCUAGGUUUUGGCCCAUGUUAUGAAUGUAAUAAAAAACUUGUUUUGUAUUUUGUGUCUUUUCCAACUUUAUCAACUAAAUGACUGACUUGUUACAUUUUGGGGAAUAAAAGUGAAUUUUAUGAAAAA
Molecule: messenger RNA, 1005 nt
Organism: Camellia sinensis
Lineage: Eukaryota; Viridiplantae; Streptophyta; Magnoliopsida; Ericales; Theaceae
Source: RefSeq, a predicted model, not a curated record